AUGAGCAACCGGAUGUUGUUUGGCGGUCUGGCCCUUGGUCUUGCUGGACUUGCAUCUUUCCUCUGGGGUAGUCUGAAACCGGUGGCGGUGUCAGCACCCGUCUCCACCGGUGAUGUACUCCCCUUCGCCCACGGGGGAAAUGAAGUGUUUGAUCCCUCUCAAGUAAGACCCCAGGACUUCUUUAAGUAUGGGUUCCCCGGUCCGAUCCACGAUAUGGGUAAUCACAAUGAGUUCGUGCUGUGUUUCGACCGCAAGACACGUAACCCUUAUUGGGUGGUGGAGCAUAUCACUAAGGAUUCAAUCAAACGCACAGAUGGGGUCGAUCGCAAGAAGUCGGUGUUUAAGGAAGAUGAAGGCGUUCCGGCUAAGUUCCGUGCUCGUUUGCGGGACUACUUCCGGUCAGGCUAUGAUCGGGGUCACAACGCUCCCGCUGCCGAUGCCAAGUUUAGCCAACAAGCGAUGGACGACACUUUCUUGCUUACUAACAUCUCUCCCCAAGUUGGUGACGGCUUCAACCGUGAUUAUUGGGCCUACUUCGAAGACUUUGCUCGUCGUCUCACCACUAAGUACGACGACGUUCGUAUCAUGACUGGACCGUUAUAUUUACCUAAGUUGUGCCCUGAUGGUAAAUAUCGCGUCACCUACGAGAUGAUUGGAUCACCUCCCAACGUUGCCGUCCCCACCCACUUCUUCAAAUUGGUCGUCGGCGAACGCACGGGACUGGACACUCUUGCCGUGGGGGCAUUUGUGUUGCCCAAUGAACCCAUCGAUAACACCGACCCGUUGACGAAAUACCAAGUUCCCGUGGAGGCUCUCGAACGUUCGUCGGGUCUUGAAUUACUCCAAAAGGUGCCACCCAACAAAAAGAAGGACUUGUGCCGUGAAGUCAACUGUGCCGUGGUGGUUAGAGAGUUCCCUCAACAAGUAAACAACCUUAUCGAGGGAAAAAAGGAUUAA
Molecule: messenger RNA, 957 nt
Organism: Diutina rugosa
Lineage: Eukaryota; Fungi; Ascomycota; Pichiomycetes; Serinales; Debaryomycetaceae
Product: ribonuclease
Exons: 1
Coding region: 1-957 (318 amino acids)
Biological process (GO): apoptotic DNA fragmentation
Cellular component (GO): nucleus; mitochondrial inner membrane
Molecular function (GO): RNA endonuclease activity; single-stranded DNA endonuclease activity; nucleic acid binding
Source: RefSeq, a predicted model, not a curated record